AACAUCCCUCGAAUGAUAUGUUUCCAGAUUAUCUUCUACGAGGACAGGAACUUCCAGGGUCGCUCCUAUGAGUGCAGCAGCGAAUGCUCUGACCUGCACUCCCACUUCAGCCGCUGCAACUCUAUCAGAGUGGACAGCGGUGACUGGAUGGUCUAUGAGAGACCCAACUACAUGGGCUACCAGUACUUCCUGAGGAAGGGCGACUAUCCAGACUACCAGCGCUGGAUGGGAUUCAACGACUGUGUGCGCUCCUGCCGUAUGAUCCCCAUGCACCAAGGCUCUCACAAAAUGAUGAUCUACGAGCGCCCAGAGUUCGGAGGCCAGAUGAUGGAGCUGACUGAUGACUGCCCCUCCCUGUACGAACGCUUCCAUUUCAAUGACAUCUACUCCUGCAACGUGAUGGACGGCUACUGGAUCUUCUACGAACACCCCCAUUACAGGGGACGCCAGUACCUGAUGCGCCCUGGCGAAUACAGGAGGUUCAAUGAGUGGGGAAGCAUGAGUCCCAGGGUGGGAUCCAUCAGACGCAUCACUAUGUGA
Molecule: messenger RNA, 540 nt
Organism: Seriola aureovittata
Lineage: Eukaryota; Metazoa; Chordata; Actinopteri; Carangiformes; Carangidae
Product: gamma-crystallin M2-like
Exons: 2
Coding region: 13-540 (175 amino acids)
Biological process (GO): visual perception; lens development in camera-type eye
Molecular function (GO): structural constituent of eye lens
Source: RefSeq, a predicted model, not a curated record